This is a messenger RNA of Frankliniella occidentalis (western flower thrips), 924 nucleotides long. RefSeq names its product centrosomal protein of 83 kDa. NCBI's taxonomy places the organism in Eukaryota, Metazoa, Arthropoda, Insecta, Thysanoptera, Thripidae. The record is from RefSeq and is a predicted model, not a curated record.
UUAUAACGUACCGGACCCUUGUGCGCCGGUCACGGAUGGCCCCUACUGGCGAGGCUACGGUAGGCCGCGGAGGUAUGGCGCACGCUUCGAUCAGAAAAGACACACCGAGGGGAAUACUCGGGUGGCCGUUGAAUUAGCUGGGAGUUUGAAAUUCUGCUCUUUCGUAUUUUAAUAUCAGUCACAGGUUAAAGUGAAACGAAAAUGGGCAACGAAAAACGAAAACUGUAUUGUUUCUGUCGUAGAAAGGAAUUUGGAUUCAUGAUAUUAUGUGAUAAAUGUUAUAAAUGGUUUCAUGGCAAAUGCUGUGAUGUUACUAAAAAGCAAGCAGAGAAACUUCCUUUCUGGUACUGUAUUAUCUGCUGCAACCUUGUAAAAUUAGAGGAAUAUGUCAGUCAGGUGGAAACCAAUUUAAAGGAUAGUUUAGCUGCAGUAAAAGCUGAUAUAAACCGCUUGAAAAAGGAAAAUUCGGAGCUUAGCACAAGUCAAGCAGAAUUAGAGGAAGUUAAAGAUUUAGUGAAGCACCUGAGAGAGGAAAAUUCAGAUCUUAAAGCCAAUUGUGAAAAGAAAACUCACGAAAUUGAAAAUUUAUUGUCUCAAGUAAGCCAGUUGACAGAGGAGAAUUUAACACUUAAAUCAUCUUGUCAGAGGGUACGAGAAGAUGAAGAUUUAGGAAGGUACUUUGGAGAGGAGAACUUGAAGCUUAAAGCAGACAGUGAAAAGAUUGCUCAAGAAAAUAAAGCUUUACUUUCCCAAGUAAACCACUUGACUGAGGAAAAUUUAGAACUGAAAACAAACUUCCAGAAGGUUCAAGAGAGUACUGAUUUGGUUAAGCAGUUGAGAGAGGAAAAUUUCACGAUGAAAGAAGACAGUAGGAAGAAGGCACAAGAAAUCAAAGCUUUGGUUUCUGAAGUUGAAAAGCUAAAG